Messenger RNA from Achroia grisella, 1786 nucleotides. RefSeq names its product forkhead box protein L2-like. The transcript has 10 exons. Lineage: Eukaryota; Metazoa; Arthropoda; Insecta; Lepidoptera; Pyralidae. The coding region runs from base 82 to 1560 and encodes 492 amino acids. Gene Ontology annotation, biological process: cell differentiation; regulation of transcription by RNA polymerase II; anatomical structure morphogenesis. The record is from RefSeq and is a predicted model, not a curated record. Gene Ontology annotation, molecular function: RNA polymerase II cis-regulatory region sequence-specific DNA binding; DNA-binding transcription factor activity, RNA polymerase II-specific.
CCAGAUGGCAUCAGUCUUGAUGAUGACUGCAAUGGUAGCGUUACAGGACUGACUCCACGCUCACUUCCUGAGACCUUCGACAUGAACGAUAUCCCUUUAAAUACGUACAGUGUGGACACACGCAGAAUGCAGCUAUACUCACAUCCACACGUCCAUCCGGCGGAACUAUCCAUACAUGCGGUGUCCACGCAUGAGUUACUGAAGCCAAAAGAAGAACCCACAUACUCGCUGGCUACACCCGCCAACCUCUGCUCUGUUAACUUACACCAUGCAGGAACAUCGCCGUACGAGAGCAGGACUUGUAUUCAAGAACCCAGUGGCAAUGGUACUUCCAACUCGCAAAACAUGAAAGGCGAAGAAGAUAUAUCCCGGGUAUAUCAAAAUCUUUCAUUGCCCGCACUUUCCAGAGAAGAUAAUAAUAGUUCUAGCAAUAAUAACAACAGUAAUGAUACCAAAAACAAAUCAAAAACAUCGGCGCCCGUCAGUCCUGGGAAUACAGAAAUGAAGCCACAAUCUACUACAGCCACGUCUCAAGCCCUGACUAAGCCCCCAUAUUCGUACGUGGCCCUUAUUUCAAUGGCGAUACAAAAUAGCCAUACGAAACGAGCGACGCUCAGCGAAAUAUAUGCUUAUAUCACCAAGGAGUUUCCGUACUUCGAAAAAAACAAAAAGGGAUGGCAAAAUUCCAUAAGGCACAACCUCAGUUUGAAUGAAUGCUUUGUGAAAGUCCCGAGAGAAGGUGGGGGCGAGAGGAAAGGAAAUUAUUGGACUUUAGAUCCACAAUGUGGGGAUAUGUUCGAGAACGGUAACUACAGACGGCGGCGUAGAAUGAAGAGGCCAUUCCGGACCACGCCGUAUUCUAAGACGCUAUUUGGUGAUGGAUAUCACGUGGCUCAUGUCGGCCAGCACGUGCCGCCUCACAUGCAACCGCUUCCAUUGGGAGCGAGGAAUUACUUUGGAUCCAGCUCGUCCUAUCCGACGUCUUAUCCACGAUACGACACUACUUGGCUUGCUCAGUCGACUGGUGGUCUGGGUUAUGCGAGCGCCUGUGGUGGCAUGGGCAGGAGUCCAUCAGGGUGCUCCCCUCAUAGUGUUAUGCCGCACCAAUCGUCUCCAGUCUCAGUUAACCCCUUCGGAUCACAUCAGUUGCAAGGACAGUUGCAGAAUCCAUUACAACCGAUGCAGUCAAUACCAAUGAAUUCCUACAAUCCUAUAGGAGUUACAGCGUUGGAUGGCUCUCCAAGCCCAGGUCCCGGAUAUGCACCUUCAUCAGGUGGAUUCUCUCCAAGUCGGCAUCACGAUAUUGUUACGUCCUCGGAUAAUGUGUCCCGAUUUCCAUUUUGGCCUGAAGGUGGCUCCCCUAGCCCCAACUCGGGGUACGUGCCCUCCAGUAGUUUUUCCCCGACGCGGCGACACGAGUCAGUGACUUCAUCAGAGGGUGCUGCCUCACGGUUUUCUUUCUGGCCUGAUGGUGAAUACAAUUUUUCCUUUGGCGUGAAAGAAGAGUCUUCCCCGAGUUUCAUAUCCAACGCAGCACCAUAUUCGAAAUGUUAUAUGUAAAUAAAGCAAAGUUGGAGGGAAAUACAAGACUAGAAUAUCCAUAUAAUAUCUCAUACACUCGAAGCAAUGAGAUACACAGCGGAUUAAUAAUGACUGUUAAAAAAAUUGUAGUAUCUAGUGAUCAAUGUAUAAAACUUUAUAGUUAAACGUAUGUGAGUAAUUGUGGAAGUCUACGAAUUGAAUAUAAUUAUAAAUGUGCCGGAUAUUACGUUCAGAUCAGGGAUGU